Molecule: messenger RNA, 1368 nt
Organism: Amphimedon queenslandica
Lineage: Eukaryota; Metazoa; Porifera; Demospongiae; Haplosclerida; Niphatidae
Product: E3 ubiquitin-protein ligase TRIM71-like
Exons: 1
Coding region: 1-1368 (455 amino acids)
Biological process (GO): proteasome-mediated ubiquitin-dependent protein catabolic process; protein polyubiquitination
Molecular function (GO): protein binding; ubiquitin protein ligase activity
Source: RefSeq, a predicted model, not a curated record
AUGGCUGAUAACGAAGUCAAAGAGAAUAUAAGGAAAAGAAGCGUUGAGCUUUGUACAGCAAUAGAGAAGAGAGCUGCUGAAUUACUGAGUACACUGUCAGACCAAUCUCAGGCUGAAAGCACAGGCCAGAUCUUUAUACUGGAACCAAACCUACUGGAGAAAUGUCUCUCCCUUGGAACUGUCAUAGACAAAAAGCUCCUCCCACAGGCUAGCAAGUGUCACGUGACUGGGGACCUCCAAGAGGCCACAGUAGACGAGGCCAGUCAUGUGACCGUUCACUUAUUAGCUGAUGGUAGGAGCUCAUUUGAUACCAAAAACCUACCGAUAGAUGUGAAACUCAUUAAUAUUCACGAGGAGGUGGAGAUGGUUGGUGAGAGGGUUAGGGGGAGACGGGAGGAAGAGGAAGAAGAGGAUCGUGUAUCGUUUCGGUACGUUCCUCAUCAUACUGGCCCACAUACACUACACAUUACCAUAUUAGGAGAGCCGGUGAGGGGGAGUCCCUUUAAACUCAGCAUCAAGGCUCCGCUCAAGUUAAGGUUUCUCGUCAAAUCGGUUGUACCCUCGUUUUAUAAACCAGGAGGUGUGGCUAUUGGUCCCAAUGGCGAGCUUGCACUAAUAGACACAGAAGGAUGGAAAACCAUUUAUCUAUAUAAUAAUCAGUUAGAACCUAUACUGACUAUUGGUGAUUGGGGCAGUGGCCCUGGUCAGUGCUAUAGACCGAUUGGUGUAGCUUUUGAUUCUUCAGGUAAUCUCCUGGUUGUAGAUGGGGACAAUCACAGGAUUAAUAAAUACGACCGUACAGGUACUUUCAUAAUGUCCGUGGGACAGAAAGGUAACAAAGAGUUGGAGUUCCUGCGUCCAACUGGUAUAGGUGUCAAUAAAGCUGGUUACGUGUAUGUUUGCGAUCGUGCUAAUCACCGAAUUCAAAUCUUAAAACCUAAUCUCACAUUUGACUCAAUGUUUGGAGGCUAUGGAGAGGAGACUGGGUAUUUGCACUACCCGUGGGACGUCGCCUUUGACUCUGAGGGUAUGGUCUAUGCAACAGUCCCUGGCCAAUAUUCUAUAAAGAAGUUUUCUCCAAACGGAGUUUAUCACUCGACAGUUGUUGAUAAGAAUACUCAGGGAUUUAAAGAAGGAGAACCCAAAUGUCUCGAGAUGUUAUUUAUUGAUGAAUGGGAUUACAUGUACGUGACUGAUCGCGAGUGUCACUGUGUCUUUGUAUUUGAUACAGGUGGUAGGUUUCAUGCUCGUGUUGGUAACUACGGGUCAGCUGAGGGUCAGUUUUAUUACCCAAGAGGCGUGGCUAAAGGAGAAGAAGGCCUGUACGUUAGUGAAGCUGGAAAUAAAAGGUUACAAUUGUUUGGAUAA